GGGAUCCGGGGACUGCCACGGGGAAGACCAUGCGAAACGUCUUUCAUCUGAGUGCCUCUCAUUGGGACGAAGAACCAUGACCAUGCAUUGAGCUAGACGACCACAACGCCGAAGUACCUUUGUCUUGUCUAUAUCAAUCCAGCUCAAGCAGAGCUCGGAAUCAUCUUGCGAGCUUGUGUCCUUCGUCCUUCUUCAUACGGACCCGUCACAAUGUAUCAAGCAACCCUUGGCAACCCUUGGGCAGUCACCCUGCUUGCGGUAGCAGUGGUGCUUGCCGCCUUCAUCAGACUCUCAAAGAUUGGCAAGAGAGCUCCAGGUUUACCGCCAGGGCCUCCUACAAUCCCAGUACUGGGGAAUCUCCAUCUGAUGCCAACCGUAAAGCCUCAUCUGCAAUUCCAGAAGUGGGCCCAAGAAUAUGGACCAAUUUACUCGCUCGUCCUCGGCACCAAAACCGUGAUUGUCCUGUCUUCCGAUGAGACCGUCAAAGACCUGCUGGACAAGAAGAGUGGGAUAUACUCUGACCGACCCGACAUGUUCAUCGGACAAAAGAUUGCGAGUGGUGAUCUGAGACUAGUGGUAAUGAGAUAUGGUGACAACUGGCGCAUGAUCCACAAAAUGGUUCACAACAUCCUGAACAUCAAGGCGGCCGUGACCUACGUGCCAUAUCAAGAUCUCGAGAAUAAGAUCCUUCUCGAUGGCUUGCUCGACACCCCUCAGGACUUUCUCAACCACAUCCGCAGAUUCAGUUAUUCGUUGGCCACACAGAUGAUCUUCGGCUUUCGAUGCCCGGACAUCAAGGAUCCAGAGCUACAGCAACUUUUCUGGUGUUUCGACCAUUGGGGUGAGCUGGCAGGAAGUGCUAGCGCUCAGAUUGCCGACCUGUACCCCAUCCUGCAGAAGCUUCCCUCGUUCAUCGCACCCAACGUCCGAUAUGCAAAGUAUUUGCAUAAGAUAGAGAAGAAGCUCUACGUGGGCCACUGGAUGCGCGCAAAGAGAGGACUUGAGAGCGGCACUGGAUUGCCAUGUUUUUGUAACGACGUGCUUCGAGUCCAGCAGAUCGAGAAGUUCUCUGAUGAUGCCGCCGGUUACAUGUCCGGCUCCCUGCUCGAGGCCGGAUCGGACACCACGUCUGGGACUCUUUACGGCUUUAUUCUGGCUAUGCUUGUCUUCCCCGAAGUCCAGAAGAAGGCACAGGAAGAAAUUGACCGCGUUGUGGGCCAUGGACGUCUACCCACCAUGGACGAUUAUGACGAGCUCCACUAUAUUCGAUGCUGCAUCAAGGAGUCUUUGAGAUGGAUGCCGACAAUCAUUCUAGGAGUGCCUCAUGCAACUACCAAGGACGAUACAUAUGGCAACUACGUCAUCCCGAAAGGCGCGACAGUCAUAAACAAUGUCUGGGCUAUCCAUAUGGACCCUAAACGCUCCCCAGAUCCUCGUCGUUUUGAUCCUGAUCGAUUCAAGGAGGACUUUACGACCUUGUACCAGUCGGCCAACGGCGACCCAGCCAAACGGGACAACUUCAAUUUCGGUGCAGGCCGCCGCCUCUGUCAGGGCAUCCACAUCGCUGAGCGCUCGUUGUUCCUGGGAAUGUCUAGGCUUAUUUGGGCGUUCGACAUGUCCAAGCCGCUCGACGACAGUGGCAACCCCAUCACGCCGGACAUCGACGACCUCGUGGGCGGCAUCACCGUGCAACCACGGGACUACCAGGCCGUGUUCACACCACGAUCUGCAGAGAAGGUCAAGAUCAUACGAGUCGCCGCCCGCGAAUGUCAGGACCUGCUCGACCCCAACACUAAGCAAUGGAAAAAGAUGCCGGAGGGCAUGGCUCUAAGCACGUGGAUGCCUGAAAAGGUCGAUGUGUGAUCGGACCGACGGACGACUCAUGAGGUCAGUGCCAUCGACGAUAUGGUCGCCCACCGGCGGAGUCCUCUCAUUGCUGACCCAUGUCCUUGCGGGAGCAUGGCUGAUGACGGGAUGUUUGCAAUGCUUCCUUUUGGGUUGGUGUAA
Molecule: messenger RNA, 2007 nt
Organism: Exophiala viscosa
Lineage: Eukaryota; Fungi; Ascomycota; Eurotiomycetes; Chaetothyriales; Herpotrichiellaceae
Product: cytochrome p450 monooxygenase
Exons: 7
Coding region: 211-1863 (550 amino acids)
Molecular function (GO): heme binding; iron ion binding; oxidoreductase activity, acting on paired donors, with incorporation or reduction of molecular oxygen
Source: RefSeq, a predicted model, not a curated record